AAGCUAGACACCACCUUUAUAUUGUUUCAGUUGUUAAUUAAAAUUGUAUUUGAUUUACCUCGUUCCUCACUUCCAGUACAAGAUCAAAACAUUUUAGAUAUAGACAAUGAUAUUUUAAUAAAAGAAUACCGUUCACUAUGUUAUUAUAGUGAACAAUAUUUAGAAGAAAUCAUUAAAAUAUUUCAAUGUGAUUAUCGUUCUGAAAAUGCCAUAUGGUGGUAUGUUCACGUUCCAUUUUUCCAGCGUCUCAUAAAUGAAGCGUUUCGAACCAACAAUAUUAACACAUUAUUGAAGUUUCAAUCAUAUUUGUACGAUGUUCAUAAUCAGAUAAAUUUAUUACAUUUAAAACAAUUAUCAGUAGAUAAUACAAACAAGAAUAUUAUUGUAUAUCGCGGACAAUUAAUAUCUGUCGAUGAAUUACAAGUGCUAAAAGAUAAUAUCAAUGGACUUGUAUCAAUGAACACAUUUCUUUUAGCAACUAAUUCAUAUGAAGUUGCUACUACUUUUGCCGGUAAUGGCAUAAAUCGUCCAUUAUUUGAAUCUAUUCUAUUUGAAAUUGAUAUUGAUACAAAUAUAUUUACCAUACCAUAUUGUAAUUUUGAAAAUUUAAUUCUGUUUUCAAUUGGAACAGUAUUUCGAAUAAAAUCAAUUGAAUUAUUCAUGAAUAAAAUUUGGUAUA
Molecule: messenger RNA, 679 nt
Organism: Didymodactylos carnosus
Lineage: Eukaryota; Metazoa; Rotifera; Eurotatoria; Philodinida; Philodinidae
Source: the annotation of a GenBank genome assembly